CGGCAGCGGUGCCCGGAUGUUCCCGUCUCCCUGUACUGCUGAUAGAGAAGCUGACGGAUCCCUAAUGUCUGCUCCGUCCUGAGGGCAGAAAAAGGCUGAGUCUGAGUGACAACAGCUGCCCCCAGCAGGGCCGGUUUCGUCCGAGGACAAGUCCAUUACAUCGAUAUUGGGCCGGGUACGCAGGAGCAGCUGGCCCGUUCAUCGACUCCCCCCGCGAGAUGGCCCACCUCAAACGGAGAAGAGAUCAGGCCUGGCCGGAGGAGAGCGGGGACAGAGCGCACGGAUUGUACAGCCUCCACCGCAUGUUUGACAUUGUGGGAACGCACUUGACGCACAGAGACGUGCGGGUCCUCUCCUUUCUCUUUGUGGACGUUAUCGACGAUUACGAGCGGGGGAUGAUCCGCAGCGGCAGGGACUUUUUGCUGGCUUUGGAAAGGCAGGGCCGCUGCGACGAGACGAAUUUCCGGCAGGUGCAUCAGCUGCUCAGAAUAAUCACCCGGCACGAUCUGCUUCCGUACGUCACGCUCAAGAGGAGGAAGGCAGUGUGUCCGGACCUGGUCGACAAGUACCUUGAGGAGACUUCCAUCCACUACGUGACGCCGCGGACGAUGAGCAGCUCGGAGUCCAGCAUCGAGCACCCUCGCACCGCAGCACCGCCUCAACACCCCAUGGUGUGUUCCCCUCCCACCGGGCACCAGAUCUGCACUAAGAGGCCGGGCCGCGGAAGACCCUCGCUAAGUAGCCAAAGGAAAAGGAGGAAGUCCAUCACGCCCGAUCCCAAGGAGAAGCAGACAUGCGACAUCCGCCUACGGGUACGGGCAGAAUACUGUCAGCACGAGACAGCGCUUCAAGGAAACGUGUUCUCCAACAAGCAGGACCCUUUAGAAAGACAAUUUGAGCGUUUCAACCAGGCCAACACCAUCUUAAAAUCCAGGGACCUCGGCUCCAUAAUCUGCGACAUCAAAUUCUCGGAGCUCACGUACCUGGACGCGUUCUGGCGAGACUACAUAAACGGUUCCUUGUUAGAAGCUCUUAAAGGCGUCUUCAUUACGGACUCCCUAAAGCAAGCCGUGGGUCACGAGGCCAUCAAACUGCUGGUCAACGUGGACGAGGAAGACUACGAGGUCGGGAGGCAGAAAUUACUUCGGAACUUGAUGAUGCAGAGCGCUCUGUGACCCAAACACUUUAAGCCGCGUCCGCUAAGCCAGGUUCGGAUCUUUUGACUUAACCCCUACUUGGCGAGCGCGGCUCUCCACCUUGGGCCCCCCCCCUUAUCCCUAUUAUUUUUGAGUACUUUUUUAUAUAUAUAAUUAAAAAGUUUAAAAAAAAAAAAAACAAAAAAACCACACACACAAAUAUAUAAAUAUAUAUAAAUAUCUAUAUAUGAGGUUAGCACUCUUGUUGCCUCCAGGCCUGUGAAAGUGAGGAGUAGACUGGUCGACCAAGCUGUUAAUACGCUACGCCUUUAAGACACGUAUAGGUAUAGGUGCAGAUCCGCGCAGGUGUUCCGCGUGUCCGUACCUAUAGAUUUAUAUAAUCACAGCUUUCUCUGACUUCUCUAGAAAAGUUACAGUUCUUCAACGUGCAUUUUUUUUUUUUUUUUUUCCCUUUUCUACUUUGUGAUAUCAAAGAUUCAUGAACAUCGUGACCCCCAGAAGCUGGAUUUUGCAAAAAUUGCGGUGCUAAGUCUUUUUUUUUUUUUUUCCUCUUCAAUGGUGGACAGAACACUGUAGAAAAAAAAAAUAGAAAAAUCACGAAA
Messenger RNA from Spea bombifrons (plains spadefoot toad), 1759 nucleotides. RefSeq names its product death effector domain containing (gene DEDD). The transcript is spliced from 5 exons. Gene Ontology annotation, molecular function: protein binding; DNA binding. Gene Ontology annotation, biological process: extrinsic apoptotic signaling pathway via death domain receptors; apoptotic process; regulation of apoptotic process. The coding region runs from base 219 to 1175 and encodes 318 amino acids. Gene Ontology annotation, cellular component: nucleolus. The record is from RefSeq and is a predicted model, not a curated record. Lineage: Eukaryota; Metazoa; Chordata; Amphibia; Anura; Pelobatidae.